Messenger RNA from Pristis pectinata (smalltooth sawfish), 3261 nucleotides. RefSeq names its product FERM domain containing 8 (gene frmd8). NCBI's taxonomy places the organism in Eukaryota, Metazoa, Chordata, Chondrichthyes, Rhinopristiformes, Pristidae. The transcript has 11 exons. Gene Ontology annotation, cellular component: cytoskeleton; plasma membrane. Gene Ontology annotation, biological process: negative regulation of canonical Wnt signaling pathway. The record is from RefSeq and is a predicted model, not a curated record. Bases 142 to 1521 code for a protein of 459 amino acids.
GCAAGCGCGGAACAAGAGACGGGGGAAAUAGAGUGGUGGAGAAGUUUUGUUGGUGGCGCCGGUUGGCGAUUGGGCUGACUGGUUUGUUGAGGAGAGGGAGUGUCUCCCUUCCGAGUUGCGGGAGCGAUUUUGGCUUGCAGUAUGGAUCCAAGUGAGAUGACAACUACGUUGGAACAGGCUGGGCACUCACAGCGGGGGAGUGUGUCAUCUUCUGCAGCACGGCACUCAGAGGUUUUGAUUUACCUAGUGAACAACUCAGUCAUUCAGCUCUCCGUGGAGAGUCUGUCAUCUCUCACAGCAGGGGAGCUGGCCAGGACUGUUCGGGAGGCGUUGCAGUUACCUGAUCAGGCUUGCGAGGUUUUCUCAUUCUGGCUCAUCUCUCCCUUUCUUGAGUUGCAGCUCAAACCCAAGCACUGUCCAUACAAGCUCAGCCGGCAGUGGCCGGACCUCCUCUACCGCUUUACCAAAUGUUCCGCAGAUGACAUUGUUCAUGAUGAACCAACCUUACAGUAUCGAAAGAAUGUAUUCUUCCCCAAGAGCAAAGAGUUACAGAUCAAGGAUGAAGGCAUUCUUCGAUUGUUGUAUGAAGAGGCCAAAUGUAAUAUUCUGGAGGGCAGGUAUCCCUACGACUUGGAGGACUGCCUUCAACUGGGGGCCCUCGCUUGUCGAAUCGAGCUCGGCCCCUUUGACCAGGAGCAGCAUAAUCUUGCCUUCCUCAGGGGGAAAAUAGACCUGUUCCUCCCCACGCACCUGUGCAAGAAGCAUGGUGGGUUACUGUCAGCAUUCCGAUCCCGAGGAGCCAAGCAGCAUGGAUAUGAAGAGAUGCUGCUCGAGUCCUUCAGGCAGCUGGUGGAUGAUGCUGCAUGUGAGGAGACUGAGGCAUUGAAGUUACUCUACCGCCAGUAUCUGCAAAAGUGUCACCUGCUGCUGUAUUAUGGCUCCGCAGUAUUCACAGGUCAGAUUGAUAAACCAGUUCAGAGCUUUCUGCAGCGGAAUGCACGCAAACCAGUAACCAUAGCGAUCAGCCUGGAUGGUGUGUCCGUCAUGGACAACAAGGAAAAGUGUGUGCUCUUGGCUCUGUGUUUUCACGAACUCUCGUGGGAAUAUACCUCCUCUGAGGAUGAAGACUCUGAUGACAUCUUGUGGCUGGAAUUUGAUGGAGAGGAGGGGGGAGCUGUUGUAAACAAGCUGCUGAAGAUCUACUCCAAACAGGCGGAGCUGAUGAGUGGGAUGAUUGAGUAUUGCAUCGACUUCAACAGUGCCUCUGAGACACCACCGGCGCAAGACACCGUGGCUGCAAAACCCCCAAGACCAAAGGAGAAACGCGGCAAACUGAAGCGGCAGAACAGUGUGGUGUGCAAUCGGAUCCAGCAGCUCUUGACCAUCGACUAUGUGGAGGAGGGUAAAGAAAUCAAGAGGGUGAAACCUAAGAGAGCUGCAUCGUUCUUCACAAGACAGCUGUCCCAGGGCCCAGCCUCUUACAGUGCUGUGGAAGUCACAGAGGCGUUGGAGCAGGGCUGAGGCGGUCAACUGAGACGGAAACUCUUCUGAGAAAUGAAAAUAAAUUCCAAAAGAGGACUGAAGAGGUGGGGGGGAGGGGGGGAAUUUUAAGCAAAACAUUUUACCAAUAGCCAAAAAUCAUUUGGUGUUUCAAAGAAGCAGUAAGCCCAUGGCUGCUGUAAACAAUCUCUGAAACCAGGUGCCACAGUAUUUGGUGAUCCCUAUUACCCAGUAUUGUGCCUGGUACCUAUAGGAACCAUGUAGAAAAAGACUGCAAUAUGUAUAAUAUAUAAUCUUUUAUUUAAAAAGAUAAUGAAUGCAGAUGUAGAUAUGUAGUGAUUUAUAAAGUGCAGUGGACCCUGCACUCCUUGGUCCUUUUCAUUUCUAGGGGGAAAUCCAACCAUUGCUAUCAAGGUAAAGAUCUCCUCGCUAUCUUUACUGGGUCUCCCAUGCAGAAAUGCAUCGAGAAUAGCCCUUCCUCAUUGGAUCCCAAGCUCCGUCCUAUCUGACACUAAAUCAAUGGCCUCUCUGAUCGUGGGGCUUGCAAGUUUGCCAUAAUAGACACCGUAAGGAGUUGGGCAGAGGGGAGUGGGAAUCACUUUUUUUUUUGAAGUAGUAGCCCUUUCUGGGACAGAGCAGGGGAUUUAAAUUGAAGCGAAAACAAAAGCAGGGUAAUCUGUUAGCCCCUGGAGAAAGGGGACUCUUCACAUUUGUGCGUGAAGUCAUUAAAACCUGGUACUUGCCUUUUCCUCGGUGUUACUAAUGUCCAGCAUCACCUUUUGGUUCACAUUUCUGUGCUUUUUUUUAAUGCAUUGAAUUUUUCUCCUGGAUGCCAACAGGUGUAGGGAGAGGAAGGGGAACAGAAGCUUGACCCUAGUGCCAUUAAUGUAAAUGUUGAGAAGUGCUUCUGAUGUACAUCAAAAGAUGGCUUCUGGUCUGAGCCCAGACACUUCACUACAUUCCUGAUUUAAGUUUCCACUUCCUUUGCAACAGUGUAGCGAGUGAUCUUAUUGGGUGGACAUGCAUGGCUUUGGUCUGAUUUGUGUUGAUGUUUGUGUGGAACCCCAGAAAGAUCUGCAUCCAGCACUCCCAGCGUCAGUCCUGUUUGUAAAUGGCAACUCCAUGGCGCCAGCAUUUUGCAACCCUUCCCUGCUUCCUUCAACUUGGUGGCAAACAACCAACAACAAAUAAAAUAGUGGCCUUGGAAUGGUGCACUGGGGAUCUGUGACCACUUAACAGUUUGCAUAAAACACCUGCUAUUUAAUGACACACCAACAGCUUGGAAAGCUAACAUUACAGACUGUCAUUACAGGCUGAAAGAGUUUAAUCAAAGCUGGAAAGGGUUAAAGGUAUUAUUUCAGUAGCAAUAAAAGAUGUAUUACAUUCCUAAUAGACUACUUUCAAUGCUUUUAAACUUUGCGCAGGGAGUUCUGGUGCUCUAGCGAACUGUCAGUGAAUAUAUAAUAUCUCUGUUCCCCUGGAAAACAAUCUAAAGAUGGAAGUUCUGGACUGCACUGAAAUUAAUCCAAAGAAUGCUGCUGGGUGCUGUUUCCAUUUCUGAUUGCACUACAUAAGGUAACUGAUUCCAGAAUAAUAGUCAGUUUAGGACUUUACCUUUUUUCCCCAGGUGGUUUAAUCUGCUGUGUACAAAUAAAUGAUUUUGUGGGAUGCUCCUACUAAUUAUUAAUGCACAUGUUUCUUAGAUUUGCAAUAUUCAUAUUUCUUUCUACUAAUGUGAAUUAAAAAAAAUCACUUUUUAUA